Molecule: messenger RNA, 1509 nt
Organism: Lolium rigidum
Lineage: Eukaryota; Viridiplantae; Streptophyta; Magnoliopsida; Poales; Poaceae
Product: zinc finger CCCH domain-containing protein 48-like
Exons: 3
Coding region: 1-1509 (502 amino acids)
Molecular function (GO): metal ion binding; protein binding
Source: RefSeq, a predicted model, not a curated record
AUGGUGGCUGGGGGUGUAUGCGCGCUCAACAUCGUACCCGAGGAAACAUGGUUAAAUCACCAGCAGCGCUUGGCCCUCCUCUGCUUGAGCAUGACUAUCCAGUGUUCGAUAUCGAUCCCGAUCGCCACCUUCCUCCAUGGCGGCCGUGCAGCGCCUUCCCUCCCGCCCGCCGCCUCUCCUCAGCUGAGCCGCGGCAACCCCGGUACUUCGCGCGACGCGCCGGCGCCCAUCUGCCGCUACUGGAAGUCCGGACACUGCAGCCGGAAACCCUGCCGGUUCCUCCACGGCGAUCCGGCGGCGCCCGCCGCCCGCAAGAAGCGCAACAACACCUGGGUCAACACUUCCUCCCAAAUCCCCAGCCCAAGCCCCACAACCACCAAUGCCGCGGUUCCUUCGGUCCCGCCGCCGCCGACGACGAAUCGCCACGCGGAGCAGGGCCGGCAGGUGCCGCCGCCUCCGAAGCGCCACGCGGAGCAGGAAGAGCAGGCGCCGCCGCCUCCGAAGCGCGGCUGCCGCGCCCAAGAACAAGAAGAAGAACCCGGUGGCGGCGGCGGCGCGUGGUGCGCUGGCGAGGGCAUCCGCGGCGUGGCGCGGCUCGAGGGCCACGCCAAGGCGAUCACCGGCGUCGCGGUGCCGGAAGGGUCGGGCACGCUGUUCUCCGGCAGCCUGGACGGCACGGUGCGCGCCUGGGACUGCGGCACCGGGAAGUGCGUUCACGUCGCGCCGGCCCACGAAGACGAGGUGGGCCGCCUGAUCGCCAUGGGCCCGUGGGUGCUCGUCGGGGUGCGCGGCGCCGUAAAGGCGCUCCACACGGGGAGCGGCAAGGAACUCCAGCUGCGGCUGCCCGCCGGCGUACAGAUUACUACCCUGCUCGCCGAGGAUGACGAGCGCCUCUUCGCCGGCGCGGAGGACGGCGCCAUCUACAUUUGGAGGCUAGACCGAGAACACCAGCGCUUCGACGAGGUUGCCGCGCUCACCGGCCACGAGGGGCACGCCGUCGCGUCGCUCGCGCAGGGGAAGGGCGCGCUCUACUCCGGCUCGGCGGACGGCGGCAUCAAGGUCUGGGACCUCGAGACCCGCCGGUGCAUCCUCAGCUUCGCCGGCCACGUGUCCAGGAUCACCGCGCUGCUGUGCUGGGACCGGUUCCUGCUCUCCUCGUCCGACGACGGCACCGUGAAGGUCUGGAGAUCGAAGCCAGAUCACGGCGACGACGACCUCGAGCUCGAGGUGCACUACACUCACAAGGAAGAAGGCCAGCGAGUGGUCAGCAUGGAUGGGACGCACGACGCCAACAAGAAGCCCGUGCUGCUCGUCGCGCGCGGUGAUGGCGUUGUCCGUGUCUACGACCUCCCAUCAUUCAAGAGAAGAGGGCAGAUUCGCUGCGAUGGCGAGGUCACGGCAAUGUCGCUCAGGACACCCGGCAUGGUCUUCACCGGAAACGAGUCCGGCGAGAUCAGAGUGGCUAAGUGGGCGCCUGCUGGCGGUGCAGCAGCUGAAGCACAAGCUUGA